Molecule: messenger RNA, 1086 nt
Organism: Limanda limanda (common dab)
Lineage: Eukaryota; Metazoa; Chordata; Actinopteri; Pleuronectiformes; Pleuronectidae
Gene: zcchc10
Product: zinc finger, CCHC domain containing 10
Exons: 4
Coding region: 18-500 (160 amino acids)
Molecular function (GO): nucleic acid binding; zinc ion binding
Source: RefSeq, a predicted model, not a curated record
AAAAAGUGAAGCGCAGCAUGGCGACUCCCAUGCACAGGAUCAUCGCCCGGAGACAAGCAGAGGCGAACAAACAACAUGUGCGUUGCCAGAAGUGUUUGGAGAUGGGACACUGGACCUACGAAUGCACAGGGAAGAGGAAAUAUGUGCACAGACCCUCGAGAACAGUCGAGAUGAAAAAGAAACUGAAGGAGAAUGACGACAAAGUGCUCAGCAUCACCGGAGCAGGAACUGAAGGCUCUAAUGAGAAGAAAGCUAAAAAGAAGACUAAAGACUCCAGCGACAGCAGCAGUGGCUCCGACGGUUCCUCCAGUGACUCAUCGUCAGACAGCAGCGACUCCUCCAGCUCCUCUUCAGAUGACAGCGACAGCAGCAGCGACAGCGACGAUGACAGCUCCUCCUCGUCGCCCUCCUCCUCCUCUUCGUCCUCAGACAGCUCAGACUCGGGAGGCAGCAGCGACUCGGAUCAAGGUCCUCCAAAGAAGAAGAAAAAGAAGAAAUAGACGACUGAGUGGGAUUUCGUGAUUUCCCCCCUAUCCCCACCCCCCCUCACCCUGAGUACAUUUUUAGCUGUCCACUUUUCUUUUUUCUUUUUUUUUUUCUCAAACCCAUCACAGCUGGUUUGAUCUGCAUGGAUAGGGCUGGGAAUCUCACAGCUGCUUACUUGCUUGUACAGUUUUGUUAGUAGAGGUGGACAAGGAUGAGAAGAGGAAUUAUUUUGAGGUUUAAAUGUGCUGUUUUCAUAAACCCCAUUUCCCUAGUGACUUCUCCUAAUGUGAUAUUUUCUCAAGAUUGUCAGUCUACUGAGGAGGAUAUAUAUAUUUUAGAUACAAGGAGGAAACUAGUGUGUUCAGUAAUGUUGGAUCCUGUGAUUUUUGUACUAAAGUAUAUUUUUAGGCAAACUGAAUACGUACAGCUCAUAACAUCAUUAAGGCAACAACACACCUAGUAAUAUAUAGACAUUAGUAAAAUACAUUUUAAAGGAUACAAAGUGAAAUUUGUUCAGUUAUUAGUUUGUUAAAAUUGAAAUGGUCUUGUCGCUAUACAAUUCAUUGUUUCACUGUAAAAUAAACUUUACUUGUUUUUUGC